Molecule: messenger RNA, 8868 nt
Organism: Astyanax mexicanus (Mexican tetra)
Lineage: Eukaryota; Metazoa; Chordata; Actinopteri; Characiformes; Acestrorhamphidae
Gene: evi5l
Product: ecotropic viral integration site 5 like
Exons: 20
Coding region: 374-2917 (847 amino acids)
Source: RefSeq, a predicted model, not a curated record
CGGGACUUGGGCGGCGCCCAUGAAGAGGCAUCCUUGGAGGAAGCUGGGCGCUUUGACAGCUCGCGUUUUCACCUGUUCUUUAUAGCCACGACGCUCCGGAACGGAGAAUAUGGAUUUUAUGGAUCGUUUUAUGUCGUUAAAUAUGUUUGGUUUCAUGUAAGGAGGGUUUUUUUUGGUGUUGCUGGUCCGUUGUCACGCUAAUGGCGCGAGCCACGCGUCCUUUUCUUCAGACAGAACUGCCCUUGAUGCACACACUUCCUUCCAAAGUGACCUGCUUCUGUCCCUGACCUGAGUGUGUGUAAGCCAUACAAGCAACCCUGACUGACCUCUGACCUCGAAACCUGGACCUGGACUUUACCUGGGCUUGGUGGCCAUGUCUAGCCCCAGCAGCAGUCCAGAGAGAGAUGGUGGGGUGGUGGGCUCAGUGCAGCUGGAGAAUCUGUCCUCUCCUGCAGGUCUUGAGACGGACCCCCCUUCUGUAGGCAGCCCUGUGCUCAGUCCAGACUCCAGUUCCCACGAUGCCGCACUAUCUGCACCAGCAGCCUCUCCGGCUGACUCCGAAAAUCUCAGUCCAGAUGAACUGGAGCUGCUGGCUAAGCUGGAGGAACAGAACAGGCUACUCGAGGCCGACUCCAAGUCCAUGCGAUCUAUGAGCGGCUCCCGCAGAAACAGUGGCUCCUCACUGGUGUCCAGCUCCUCCGCCUCCUCCAACCUCUCCCACCUGGAGGAGGACACCUGGAUCCUCUGGGGGCGCAUCGUCAAUGAGUGGGACGAGUGGAGGCGCAAGAAAGACAAACUGCUUAAGGAGCUGAUCAGGAAGGGCAUCCCACAUCAUUUUCGGGCAAUAGUGUGGCAGCUGCUGGGAAACGCCACAGACAUGCCAGUAAAGAACCAGUACUCUGAGUUACUGAAGAUGUCCUCGCCCUGCGAGAAGCUCAUCCGCAGAGACAUCGCCCGCACCUACCCUGAGCACGACUUCUUCAAGGGCCAGGACAGUUUGGGCCAGGAGGUCCUCUUCAAUGUCAUGAAGGCAUAUUCUCUAGUAGAUCGUGAGGUGGGAUACUGUCAAGGCAGUGCCUUCAUUGUUGGACUACUUCUUAUGCAGAUGCCAGAAGAAGAGGCAUUCUGUGUGUUUGUGCGGCUCAUGCAGGAGUACCGGCUCAGAGAGCUCUUCAAACCCAGUAUGGCAGAGCUGGGCCUCUGCAUAUAUCAGUUUGAAUACCUGCUUCAGGAGCAGUUGCCAGAGCUGAACGUCCAUUUCCGCUCCCAGAGUUUCCACACCUCCAUGUAUGCUUCAUCAUGGUUCCUCACACUCUUCCUCACCUUCUUGCCUCUGCCCAUAGCAACACGCAUCUUUGAUAUCUUCAUGUAUGAGGGUUUGGAGAUCAUAUUCCGGGUGGGAAUAGCUAUUUUGCAGUAUAACCAGACGGACCUCAUACAGCUGGACAUGGAAGGAAUGUCACAGCAUUUCCAGAAGGUGAUCCCUCACCAGUUCGACAGCUGUCCUGAUAAACUCAUCUUCCGAGCCUACCAAGUUAAAUACAACCCCAAGAAGAUGAAAAAACUGGAGAAAGAAUAUACCACAAUCAAGAACAAAGAGAUGGAGGAACAGAUAGAAAUUAAGAGACUACGAACAGAGAACAGGCUGCUGAAACAGAGAAUUGAGACACUGGAGAAGGAGAGUGCUGCACUGGCAGACAGGUUGAUCCAGGGUCAGGUAACGCGAGCACAGGAAGCAGAAGAGAAUUAUGUGAUCAAACGGGAAUUAGCCGUGGUGCGGCAGCAGUGCACAACAGCCAGCGAAAGCUUGGAGAAAGCACAGGACACUAUACGGGAACUGCAGCAACACGCGUACACAGAGCAGUUUGUUCACGGGCUUCAGACGAAGUUGGAGCAGUCUCGCCUGCAGGAGGCUGAGCUCCUCGGUGCACUGAAGGAGAUGCAGGACAAGGUUCUGGACCUUGAGAAGAGGAGCAGUUCCCUGCCUGAUGAGACUAAUGUAGCGCAGCUGCAGGAGGAACUGAAGCAGGUGAAGCUGAGGGAGCUGGAGACGUUGCGCUGCUUUAGAGAGCUGCAGGACACAGUCACUGAACUCAACCAGCGCUGGCAGCACCACACAUCCCGAGGAGGAGGCCACUGGAAGGAGUCUCCCAAGAAGAACGCUCUGAAUGAGCUGCAGGACAAGUUGAUGAGCCUCAGACUGAGAGAGGCUCAGACCCAGGCCGAGCUCAAAGAGGUCAAACUCAAAAACCUGCAGCUGGACAGCCAGAAUCAGAUUUACAGUAAGGCGGCAGGCCGUCACGAGCAGGAGAGCGCCGCCCUGCAGGAGAGACUACAGAACACCUUAUCUCACAACAAAACCCUACAGGGCCAGCUCAACGAAAUGAAGCGGAAACAGGCUGAGUCUGACUGCAAGAGUAAGGAAGAGGUGAUGGCCGUGCGUCUGAGGGAAGCAGACAGUAUGGCUGCCAUGGCUGAACUCCGACAAAAAAUAGCUGAGCUAGAAAUUCAAAAAGAAGAGGGGUUGAUACAGGGUCAGCUGAACCACUCUGAUUCCAGACAGUACAUCACUGAGCUGAGGGACCAGAUCGCUGAGCUGAAGAAUGAGAUCAGGCAGCUACGAGGUCAGCCUUCUAAAUUCCAGAACUCUGGAAGCGGGGCCUAUCAGGACCUGUGCUUGGCCAGCCCGGCAUCUGCAGAGGGAGAUUAUCUGAGUUCUGAUGAGGAUCUCUUGCAGAGCCCCCUACCGGCUACAGCUCUGUACGCCCACCAUCCAUCUCCACGGCUGGACAGCGAUGGCAGCACCGACAGUGAGGGCGAUGAGAGGAACCAGCACCAGGACCUGCGACAGGAUGUCCUACCCAACCAGCAGCAGCUUUACCCUGGUAUGGUUUGCCCUGAGGCCCUGGAGAACUGAUGGAAGGAGUGUUGGAGCAGAGAUGGAAGGCAAAUACAUUUAGAGAACAUGGGAGAGGAGAGAAACACUGCUUACACACUUACACAAAAACACACACAACCUUUUUCACACCCAUAAAGACAAAGAUUAUGUUACAGACGAAUACAAUGAGCAAAGGUGUAACUAUGAACUAUGAGUGCAGGUGAAGGACUACAUGUACAGAGAUGUAUGUGGCAAAGGUACAGAAGCACAGACUGCAUGGUUCUUUGAGGGAUGCCAUAUAUACAGAACCAUGUACAAGAACCUUGGGGACCAUAGAAAGCAAAUAUUGUGAAGAGCCUUGAAAUUUUGGAACCACACAUUGACGUCCAGGAUCUCUAAGGAAGUUUACUCCCCUUCUUUCUCUCUCUUUUCAUGCCUCCCCCACCUCUUCUUCACACAACAUUAAGGCCAGAACUUAGAAAAAAGGCAACGUUCAAACAAACAGCAGGUAAAAGUGGCCCAAAUCCAAUUUUAUCACCAUAUCCAUUGUAAAUUGUCUGUUUAGUUUUCACACAAUAUUUGUAAUGUGACCCAUAUCUGACAUUUGAACAGUUCCUGCUUUAUAGCUGACGUGUACAGGGCUUCACGUGAAGUUUCAGUUUUAUUUUCGCCAGUAGCACAAGAGCUAUCAACAGGUUCCAGUGGUUGACAGCUGGACUUUUUUUGCAGAGAAAGUGUUUGGGUUUGCUGUAAAAAACGGCACAUUUUCCGUUAUAUGUCCAAGCCCAGUUGUUUGUAUUUUAAUGGUUUUUAUUUCCUUUUUUUUUCUACUAAAACCCUCCCUCGCUGUUGUUAAUUUUUUCCCUUUUCCACACCCUUUUUUUCUUUUGAAUGAAUGAAUUCCAAACCGGCUCAUUGCUGCUUAUAGGAUAUGCAUUGGAAUUUGAUGCUACAUGACCCAAAUCUGAAUUGAAAGCGUUAGAUUCAGCAUGUUUUUGACACAUCUGUGUCACAUGACUAAAAAUGAUCAGAUUUGGGCCACUUUUACCUGCUGUGUGAACAUAUCCCCAGAUUCUCACGCACAAGGAUGUUCAGUGGCAGACCUCAAGAUCAGCAUAUCAUCUACUACAUAUAUUCAGCAUAUAAAUACAUUCUUUCAUCCCGCACAUUCGAGAAUUAGAUGAUUUGUGGUACAGACGCUGGUCGUUUUUUUGUGUUUUUAUGUUUUGGGGAUGUUUUUUUUUUUUUUUUUUUUUUUUGGCCCUUUGGAUAGCCUGCAAUGUCCUCGAGAAGCUUCGAAGGUUCGGCCUAAGGUUCUUUAACUCUUCACUUCUGAGACUCUUCGGGGGACACUGGGUUCUGAAUCUGUAGCAUCCCAGCUCCGGUAGGUGGAACAGACGGUGGAUUUAUUCACUGGAUGUUGAAGAUACUUCUCAUACUUACUACUCAAUGCAGAAUGAAGGUGCAGGAGGCAAAGGACGUGAAUUGUGCCCCCGUACACUGUUGCUGGUCCCUAGUAGCAGUAGUUUGUCUCUCUCUGCUUCUGUCUUUCUUCCAGAAGGCACCUUCCCAGACAUAUCUCAACCCCCGCAAGACACUACAAUCACUUUAUCAGAAAGACGAAGAAGAAGGCAAAGGAGAGGCUGGUGAAAGGAGAGCAUGGACUUUUACACAUACAGUAUACAGAUACUAUAGGGAUGUUAAUAGAUAAUGCAUAGCUAAAAAUAUUAACAAUUUACAGUAGCUAAUCCAUGUGUUUGUGUGUGUCUCGAUGCCUUGCAAAAAACAAGGAAAAGCGAUCAAAAGUGUUGGACGUUGAAAAAAAACAACAAAAAAACACAGUAUCUCAAAAUUGCCAAAUCUUAAGUUGUUUUGCUGUUAUUUAUAUGUUCUUAUUUAUUUUGAUAUUUUUUUAUUUUUUAUAUAUAUAUAUCAAGAUAUAAAUACUUCAUAAAAAACGGCAGCCAAAUUUUUUAUUGUUUUUAAAUUUUUCUCCUCUGUGCCAAACCAUGAAAACAGCAAAACGUGGCAUUCAAUCUCUUCAAGAUGAUAAAACGCCAUGUUAGAAAUGAGCUGAAAGGACAGAAUACUAAUUUUUACUGUGCUGCUACUAUAAUGUUUUUUCCCUUCUGAGAUAUUCCUCAUGUUUUUUUUUUUAUGCACAUUUAUCUAAUAGCCCAUCAUCCCCUGUAGAGUAGGUCAUAGCAAGACAUACUGUGAAGAAAUAUGACUUGAAAGAGGGUAUAUUAAGGACUGCAGGGUUACUUGAAUUCUAUAUUUACUCAUGAGUAAUUGUUGUCGCAACCUUUUUGUUUUGUUUAGCUGUUCAAUAACAUGCGAACCACAGGUCCUAGCUAUUUACAGUUCAGCUUUUCACAGUUGAGUUAUUCACAGUUGAGUUAUUCACAGUUCAGCAUUGGGGUUUUUGGGUAAGCUGAUUCUUCUAUAACAUGAAGUGGUUGCCAUAUAAGCUUUGAUGACUAGUGUCACAUUUUUUUGGGGCGUUUUCACACCUAUAGUUCAAAUCAGUAGGCGAGUUUGCAAAUAUGGAGCAUUUUCCCCCCUUGGAUUGUUUUAGUUUGUUUUCACACUGUUAAUUAUCCAAGUGCACCAAAAUGUGUCAUCACGAACCAGUUCAGAACAUUCUGUAUGCUGAUUGGUCGGAGCUGUCUAAUAUGUGAGUAAGAAAGUAAAUACAGUUACAAGGUCCUGAGUUCCAGACUAGGCCUGUCAGUGAAAACUACAAUUUUUUUGAAGUCUCCGAAAUAUUUGUGAUCUUUUGUCUGCCUACUUGGGCUGUUUUUGUAUUUAGUCUUUAAUUUUUUUUAAGGUACAAGUCCACGAUUGAGCACUAGUGGUGAUCCUUAUAAAAGAAAGAAAUCUUGACCUAAGCAAGAGACAUUUAAUUUUAUGUCAUUUUAAGCCAAAUUGUCAUUUUAAGACAAUAAUAAUACAAUUGCACCCUUAUCAAAAGCAAUGAAUUUUUGGUUAUUCUUACUACUAAUGUAAAAGUUGAAAGCAUAUUUUCUUGACCUUGAAUAAUAUACGUUUCCUGUCACAGGAGGAGGAACAUGCCUGAAGCACCUCCCCUUUCCAAUCUAACAUCUUAUAAAUACCCUAGACCAGGGGUCUGCAAUAGGUGGCCCGCAAGCAUGAAACAUCUGGUCCGUGAGGUUGUUUGAACUAUAAUGAACAGUAAUGAAAAAUAAAUAAAUAAAAUGCUUCUCAGGCAAGCUUUUGUUCACAUUCCUCACCUGUCAUUCUGUCACGCUUGUGAAUGACUAGUUUCUGCCCGUUCUUGUUUUUCCGCCCAUUCUUAGGCUCCCUAUCUUCUUAUAAGGGCGUUUUUUCCUAGCUGUGUCCCAAUUCACUAGCCAGGGCAGCGGUAGUGUUUUGAACCACGACCCUGAGGACACGGGUUCGAUCCCGCGUGAGGAGAGGUGUGUUUAUUUAUUUAUUUUUUCCUUUCUUUUUGGGUUUCCCUGCUUUGAAUUAAACUGUUCUGCAAUUGGGUUCAAGAACCCUCUGGGCUGGAGAGCUACUAGUCUGUAGUACUCCAUCCUAUUACACUUCAUUUUCCAAAACAGAAUUUUUUUUUGUGACCCGCCGCGUAAUGUCUUGGAAAACAUCUUAAUUACCAAACUUAAUUACCCCUGGCCUAGACUUCUCUUACACAUCAUGACUCCUCCCUUUAACUGAUAUCUCUUCUUCUUGACUCUAAUUACUAAAGAGAGGGGGGACUCACUUUCUAUGACAAGCUGAAACUGCCUGAACUUCAGGCCAAAGUUCUGAGUUUUCUUCCCUCUCGUCUUUCUCUUCCCAAAUAGCCAUAAACUGAUGACAUGUUUGAAAAUGGCCAUACAAUGUUGUACGAUUAAUUGAUAAUGUUCAUUUGGGACUGAAUCAAGACCACCUGAUGUGUGCUGGUGCUGUUGUAUAGUUUUACAUUUGAUUUAAAUUACUGUGUUCACAUUGGACCAAAUGAAUCUCAAGAUUAAAACCGAUUUAACACGUGUAAAAAAGUGCAGGUGUGAAAACGCCCUAAAUUUCUUUGACUGACUUUUUAAAAAUGCUACCGUGUUUGAAAUGCAGGAGUAUGUAUUUUGUUUUGUUUGUUUGUAUUUAUUGAUUUUAUUGUUUGUUCAUAUUUAAUUAGAACCAUGCCACUGCUAUUGUGUUCUCCAUCCUGUUGCUUAUCAAGGCAUUCCUGAACUCAUUUUUUUCUUCAAAAUGUUUCUGAACUCACAUACAAAUCUUUGUCUUGAUCAGACAUCUGUCUCUUCAUUCCAUCACUGCCUUGUUUAUAUUCAUACUUGGAAAAUUAUUUUCAGAAAUGAAAUGUACGUUCAUAUGUUCUUAAAGCGCAUCCCAGCUGUUCUCACUUUCUGUAUGGAUGUUUAUGUACAGGAUGAAUAUUUAAGGACAGAUAAAAAGAUGACUUACAUGAACAAAAGCUUAACUUUUUCACAUAUGUGUAUAGGACAUUAUGUAUGUGUAGAGUAAUGUGAGAGGUGUAUUUAAUGUAUAAUUAUAUAGAGUAAAUUGUCGCUGUCUUAUGAAAAAACCUGGAAACUUUAAACAAAAUGGUACACAGAAUAAAAUGUAUAAAGUUCUCAACAUAUUUAUUUUUACCACAAAACCCGAUAGAGGCCAUUUUUAUUCUGGAUGUUAAAAAUUUAGCUUGGACUCAGAAUUCAAAUGUAGAUUAAAUUUUUUUUUAUUAAAUAUAAAGUGCGUGAGCAAAACUGAAGGAUUCUCGGCCAAUCCUGAUAUCCAGGUAUCGAUAUCAGUGCUGAUACAUUGUGUAAAGUCUAGAAAUUCAGACUAGAAUCAUGGUCAGCAUUACAAAUGAUUUUACUAGAAUAAAACAAAGACUGACGACUAAAUUAAAAGAUGCUGGUCAGAUCCGAUGCAGCAGUGCUGCUGGAGUUUUUAAGCACUGUGUUCACUCACUGUCCCCUCUACUUAAUACUCCUACACGGCAAUGCCCACAGGACGCUGUUGGUGUACUGUUCUCAGUCCAGGAGUAAGGUGUUUAAAAACUCCAGCAGCACUGCUGCCACUGUGUCUAAUCCACUCCUACCACCAGCACAACACCACCCUAAUAAUAAUACCUCCUGAUUAGUAUUAGUAUUCCUGAUUAGUAUUAUUCCAGCACUACCAUUCCUCAUGCCUCCUAUACCCCAUAGUGUUUUCCUAUGACAGCGACAACAUUUUGAGUGUGUUCAAAGCUUGUUACAGCAUAUCUGUUCCGAUCUGUUACAGCGCAGCCACAGCGUGCGACCUUGCUUUUUUUUUUUUUUUUUUUUUUUUUUUAAUAUGUGCAGAUCGUUUUUAAACUAUCAGCUUCAGGGUUGGUGAGAUUCAUCAAAAGUUUCAGUCAUAAACAGUCAUAUCUGAUAGGAUUACAUGCUUUAUCAAACACUAAAAUCAUUCACAUUAUACGAAAGAAGCUAGAAACUAGAUGUACUUAAUAGGGCUUCAUAUUUAUUGGCAAGAACUUGGCGAUACGAUACAAUACGAUAUGUAUCAUGAUACAGGGGCUACGAUUAAGCAUAUCACUAAAAAUAUAUUGAGAUUGUUCAAAUUCAAUUUGAAUUUUAGGAAAAGUGUCAUAAUAUAAAACAGACUAUGUAUCAAACUUAUAAAAUCUGAAUAAAAGAAAAAGAAAACGUCAGAAUAUAACACUGCCCUCUAGUAGGUGGGAUUGAAACAACACUAAAUAAACCACUUCUGACACCAAUCUUUACAUGCAAACUACUUCUUAACUAAAAUUAAAAAAAGGAUACAGUAUUGCAGAACAAAAUAUCGCAAUACGAUACAAGAUGAUAUCAAUAUUUUCUUAAACUCCAACUACUUAAACGUCCUAGAACUACAUUUCUCCUACAUCAUGUGGAUAUUAAACAGAAUGCUUGGAUUGUAUUCUGCUCUUCUGCACUACAGAAGAGAAGCUCAACCUGUGCAGCAUCAACAAGGAAUAAAGCAGUUUU